Molecule: messenger RNA, 1737 nt
Organism: Metarhizium robertsii ARSEF 23
Lineage: Eukaryota; Fungi; Ascomycota; Sordariomycetes; Hypocreales; Clavicipitaceae
Product: Signal transduction histidine kinase, core
Exons: 6
Coding region: 1-1737 (578 amino acids)
Biological process (GO): regulation of glucose metabolic process; protein phosphorylation
Cellular component (GO): mitochondrion
Molecular function (GO): pyruvate dehydrogenase (acetyl-transferring) kinase activity
Source: RefSeq, a predicted model, not a curated record
AUGGCUACGGAGUACAUGGCACGUCCGUGGUGGCUCAAGACCUUAGCUUUGGCUGCCAACCCAGCUUGGCCGAGGCGUAAGCAUGCUGUUUCAAGUCUCACAACAGUGACGACAACACACUCCCCAUCUAGAUCUCCCAAUUUCAGUCACCACAAGCACAUCUACACUCAACAGUUCUCAACCACCGCCGUCGCCAAGAUGCCUGGCUAUAUUGUUACCUGCAAAGACGAUGCCACCGAAGACCAGAUCAAGGCUGCGAAGCAGCAUGCCCUCGACCAAGGCGGCAAAAUCACCCAUGAAUACACCCUGAUCAAGGGCUUUGCCGUGUCCUUUCCAAACGACGCCAUUACCACACUGGAAUCAAACGAGCACGUCAAGGCCGUCGAGCUAGAUGGCGAGAUGCGUGUCGGAACAAUUAUUCGCAACUACGUCUGUGUUGUAGACAAGUCAAUCCUCACACGAGGCUAUCCAAGUGCCAAUGAAGCAUCGGCGCUCUCGUCGUCGAUGGCGUCGCUGGUUACCCCUGUCACUUUCCCCUCACAUGCUCGGGCUGGCAUAUACAUGUACUAUUCUACACACGGACGACCACCACUAUCCGAAAAGUCCCUGUUGUCAUCCGCCAACUUCACACUCUCGCUCCUCCCCAUCCGUCUCGCAAGACGAAUUCAAGCCCUCCGAAAUCUCCCCUAUAUCGUCGUCUCCAACCCCAACAUUUCCCGCAUCUACAACAACUACCUCCACUCACUAUCAAUUCUCCUGCCGUAUUGGCAUGCCGCAAGCCAAGGCCAUCCCAUCGCCACGCUCCAGGAUGAAAUCGAGUUCACAAACGUCCUGGCAGAGCUCGUUGCCACCCACACCGAUACCAUACCCAUCCUCGCCAAAGGCUUUCUAGAAUGCCGCAGAUAUAUCUCGCCAGCAGAGGUGACGCGCUUCCUGGAUGAGCAUCUACGCGCACGAAUCGGCACAAGAUUAGUUGGCGAGCAGCACAUUGCCCUCCAUUUCAGUAGUCAGCCUCAUUUUGCACCCGAGGACAGCCCGACGCCGUGUCCCGAACACCCGUCAUACAUUGGCGUCAUUGACACCGCCCUGAAGCCAUCUCUCACCAUUGAUUCCUGCGCCGGCUUUGUAGCUGACAUCUGCGAGCUACGUUAUGGUUCGAGACCCCAGAUCUACGUCGACGGCGAGCCGGACACUACAUUCGCCUUUGUGCCUAUGCACCUCGAAUACAUUGUGACUGAAUUACUUAAAAAUGCAUUCCGUGCCACUGUAGAAAGCCGGGCUCGUGAACCCGUUGUUGUCACCAUCGCACCCGAACCACCCCUCAAAGAACAACCCGGCGGCGCACCACUCAUCAAGCAGCCAAACACAGAUCGAGGCCAAUUCCGCAGCGACGCCAUUAAACCCUUGGACGAUAACGCUCCAGGAGUCACAAUCCGCAUCCGAGAUCGAGGCGGCGGCAUUUCUCCAGACGUACUGCCCAAUAUAUGGUCCUACUCAUUCACCACAUUUUCCGACGACGACGGCUUCCCCGGGUCAGGAGGGAACACUGGCGGCGAUGGUCUAAGUGCCAUCGCCACUGCCAGCACGGGGGGAAGUUCAAUCGCUGGCUUGGGAUACGGUCUGCCCCUAAGUCGUGCUUACGCCGAGUACUUUGGCGGAGGUAUUGCCGUCCAGAGCUUAUACGGCUGGGGCACAGACGUGUACCUGCGACUCAAGGGGGUGGGAAAUCUCAACUGA